AAAAGGCGUAAUUGGGUCACUACAUGUACACAUUUCAUAGCGAAGAAAUCUCAUGUUCUGAUUUUGGUCCAUAGCUGCCCAGAGAAGGUUGCAGCCGAAUAUCAGAUGAUGAUGAUCCCGAGUGUACAAUUCGGGUCAAUUGCGAGUGAAGAGCCAACAGAGGAAGCUAUGCCGAGGGAUGCGAUCAGCUAACACGAGGGACAUGGCAGUAGAUUUUGUUCUACACUAGUCCCUGUUGAUUCUUGAAUAUCCAAUCAAAAGGCCAAAGGUAGUGAUGGAGUUAUAUAAAUAGUUGGACCUAUGAAUCAUUAUUCUCAUUCAAAGAUCAUCAAUGCAUCUUCUCUGCUCUCUCGACAAAUAACAAAACCGAUUAGCUUUUUUCCCCCUAGAACACGCAAAGUAAGAAAGAUGGGAGACGCAGAGACUUUUGCUUUCCAGGCUGAGAUCAACCAAUUGCUCUCACUCAUCAUCAAUACCUUUUACAGCAACAAGGAGAUCUUCCUUCGUGAACUCAUCAGCAACUCUUCCGAUGCUUUGGACAAGAUUAGGUUUGAGUCCUUGACCGACAAGAGCAAGCUCGAUGGCCAGCAAGAGCUUCUCAUUCGCAUCGUUCCUGACAAGACCAACAACACCUUGACCAUUAUUGACAGUGGUGUCGGGAUGACCAAGGCUGAUUUGGUCAACAACCUCGGAACAAUCGCGAGGUCCGGUACCAAGGAGUUCAUGGAGGCGUUGGCUGCUGGAGCCGACGUGAGCAUGAUUGGGCAGUUUGGUGUUGGUUUCUACUCUGCCUACUUGGUCGCUGAUAAGGUCAUUGUCACCACAAAGCACAAUGACGAUGAGCAGUACGUGUGGGAGUCUCAGGCAGGUGGAUCUUUCACCGUUACCAGAGACAACUCUGGCGAGAGUCUUGGUAGGGGGACGAAGAUGACACUUUACCUCAAGGAAGACCAGUUGGAGUACUUAGAGGAGAGAAGGCUUAAGGAUCUUGUCAAGAAGCACUCUGAGUUCAUCAGCUACCCAAUCUCUCUCUGGAGGAUCAUGAAAGCUCAAGCUUUGAGAGAUAGCAACACGGGUGGUUACAUGUCGAGCAAGAAGACAAUGGAGAUUAAUCCAGAGAACUCGAUCAUGGAUGAGCUGAGAAAGAGAGCUGAAGCGGAUAAGAAUGAUAAGUCUGUCAAGGAUCUUGUUCUUCUUCUCUUUGAGACUGCUCUUCUCACUUCCGCCUUCCUGUUUGUUCCAUGGAUCUACGUCGAGUUCCCUGUUCUCAGAGACACAUCAAGCUUCCACUUCGAUUACGCCAUCUUCGGGACGAAUUCGUGCUGUGCCUUCGCACUGAAUCUCGCUGUGUUCCUUCUCGUGGGGAAAACCUCUGCUUUGACCAUGAAUGUUGCUGGUGUGGUUAAGGAUUGGCUCUUGAUCGCGUUCUCGUGGUCUGUGAUUAAGGACACUGUGACUCCUAUCAACCUUUUCGGGUACGGGAUCGCGUUCUUGGGAGUUGCGUACUACAAUCACGCGAAACUGCAGGCCUUGAAGGCUAAAGAGGCUCAGAAGAAGAUUCAGCAAGCUGAUGAAGAGAGUGGUCGGUUGCUUGAAGAGAGGGAAGGAGAUGCAGAAGGUAAGAAGAAUGAGUCUGAGAACUAA
Thlaspi arvense is the source of this 1644-nucleotide messenger RNA. The record is from the annotation of a GenBank genome assembly. NCBI's taxonomy places the organism in Eukaryota, Viridiplantae, Streptophyta, Magnoliopsida, Brassicales, Brassicaceae.